Molecule: messenger RNA, 2385 nt
Organism: Scomber scombrus (Atlantic mackerel)
Lineage: Eukaryota; Metazoa; Chordata; Actinopteri; Scombriformes; Scombridae
Gene: gpat2
Product: glycerol-3-phosphate acyltransferase 2, mitochondrial
Exons: 22
Coding region: 1-2385 (794 amino acids)
Cellular component (GO): mitochondrial membrane
Source: RefSeq, a predicted model, not a curated record
AUGGUGCUGGAGAAGAAUGACGGGAUAAACAAAGACAUGGUUCUUCCACCAAUUCAACAGAACAGACCUGCUCUGUCAUGGGAAUUAAAGAUCAAGAAAAAGCUGAAGAUUUCGCUUCCCUGUCUGGGAAAGUUCAGACCACUUGUGGGCCAGUGCUGCCACCAGUGCACUCCAGACAGCCUGCGUAAGAAUCUCGGACAAAGCUCUUCCCUUGGCUUCCACAACCUCCUGAGCGUCAACGAGACGCACACGAGGUAUCGAGGCUGGCUUGUGCGAAGGGUGUGCUUUGUGCUGUUUGUGAAUGGGUGCAAGGUUUACCCGAGUCCUGUUAGCGGCAGACUGGAGAGAGUCUGUCAGAGCAACAGGGUGAGGGAGGCUCUCACAGCAGAGCAUAAAGCACCUGAGGGGGGAGACAGCCAAGGGCAGCUCAACCGCCUCUCAACAUUCCUUCCCCUUAUUAACACCUGCAUCUCCCCUGGCCUAUUACGAUUCGUCGGCUGGUUGAUGCUGAAGCUGUUCUCUUCCAUGUUUGACAGUAUUCAAAUUAACCUCAACCAUCUGCCGCCUUUGCACAGAGCCUCACAAGAGGGAUCUCUGCUGGUCUAUGUGUACGUGCGUCAGAGCAUCAUGGACGUCGCUCUCAUCCCUCUGGUUCUGCUCUGUCACAACCUGAGAGUCCCAUAUACCAUUUGUCCAGUCCGGAUUAACAACUCCUUCCUACGAUCAAUCCUGCAGAAAGUAGGCGUCAUCCUCCUGCCGCCAUGUGCGCCGACUGAGCAAGAUGCAGAGACGGACGGUCUGUACUCACCUGUCAUGACCUCUCUGGUACGUGAGCUCCUACAGGAGGGCCAGGCGAUAAGUGUUGGUGUGUCAGCAGAGUCUGGCCAAGGUGGCCAGUGGCUGGCUUGCAUCAGACAGCUCAUCAAAGAGGAAUCUUUCCCCGAUGUCAGUCUGGUCCCUGUGGGCAUCUCCUACGACUAUGUGCCUCAGAACGAUGCACAGGUCGGCUUAAGUUCUGUGCUGCGGUUGCUGUGGUCACUUCUCUGGAGGAGACCAGGAGGAAGUGUGAGAAUCCACCUUGCCCAGCCCUUUUCUCUCAAGGAGAUGUGCGAGUCUGGGAGGUGCAGAGUAGAUGAAUGGCUCCCUCUACAGGACCUGUUGCUGCCUGUUAUCCUCAACAACAGAACUGAGAGUGUUUUUGGGCAGAGGAGGAUGUCAUGGCUCCUGCCUCCUCAUUAUGCAUCUGAACAAACUCAUCCGGAGAGAGACCUCAGCAUUGCCAUCAUCCUCCACCUCAUCUUCUCUGCCACCUCCUGCAUGGCCGUGAUGUCCACCACUCUUGUGUCCAGUCUUCUGUUGUACAGGCGCCGCAAGGGUGUGAGUACAUCUGUUCUGUGUCGUGAUGUGGCCUGGCUCACAGAUGAACUCUUGUUCAGGAACAAAGACGUCGGCUUUGGGGGAAGUUUAGCAGAGGUGGUCCACCAUUCACUCUCUUUGCUCGCCCCUUGCCUCAUCAUUGCUACAGCGCCAUCCAGGAAAGACCCUAUUAUUGUGCCACGUCCUUCUUUUGCUGCCACACUUCACCUUUCUCUCCAGGCCCAGAUUGUCACACAUACCUUUAUAUUGGAAGCUGUUGCUGCGUGUGCUGUGUCAGCCAUGCUGUGUGAGGUGGCCUGCAGUGGCGUUAGCAGCAGGGUGAGGAGUGACGGCGUGGAGGGAGAGGAGGUCAAAGGUGAUAUGGAGUUUGAUGUGGUCCUCUGUCAGUCCGAGCUCACUGAGAGAACCCUGCAGCUCUGCCAUCUUCUGCCUCCGGGCUUUAUGCCACCCUGUCAGACGUCACGGAGUUUCGCUCUGGAUGCAGUUGACAGUCUGGUGCGCUGUGGCAUCCUGAUCAUGGAAGAAAUUCCCAGGGACAUUCCUAUCUGUGAUUACUGGAAGAGGGAAGGCGCCCUCACCUGGACCACCACCGAUGACCCGUAUCACAGUGACUCUGACUGUGAGGAGCAGGACCUGCGUUCCUACAAGAUAAGCCAACCGAGUCAGUGUCCCGACAUGCUCUUCUUCCUCUGCAGUAUGCUAGCUGGACAUCUGAGGGCACUGUGCUGGACCACUGCAGGCCUGGACCUCCUGCACACACCUCUACCAGAAGCAGAGUUCGUGGCUCAGAUACACUUCCAUCUCUGUGACACAGCAAAUAAGAAGAAGCAGCACUACGAGAGCUGCUCAGAGGAGGCUGCACACACUGCAGUUAGAACACUAAUAGACCUGGGGGUCCUUCUGCAGGAGCGGCAGAAAGGAGUCUUCCUCAGUGUCAGCCCUUUGUUCGGUGUGCCAGAAAACAGGAAGAAGCUGCACGGCUUCAUUUCUCAGUAUUUGUACAAUUAG